Molecule: messenger RNA, 1957 nt
Organism: Neogale vison (American mink)
Lineage: Eukaryota; Metazoa; Chordata; Mammalia; Carnivora; Mustelidae
Gene: VPS4B
Product: vacuolar protein sorting 4 homolog B
Exons: 11
Coding region: 233-1567 (444 amino acids)
Biological process (GO): vacuole organization; endosomal transport
Molecular function (GO): ATP binding; ATP hydrolysis activity
Source: RefSeq, a predicted model, not a curated record
GCGGGGCGAGAGCCCGGAGGGGCUUAGGAUUGCGGAAGUUUUGUGAGAAGGGUCGGGCGGUUCUCGAAGCGCCGUGUGGUUUUGGAACAAGUUCCAGAAAGGAAGUCGCGGCUCGGGGUCCAAGAGACACCAGCCUGCGCACGUUUCGGGCAGCACCGGGCGCGACUCGACGUUGCCGCUGUUGGCUUCCUCUGCCCUCGUUCUUUUCCAGAGAACCGCCUCGAUCUCCGCCAUGACAUCCACCUCGCCCAACCUCCAGAAAGCAAUAGAUCUUGCUGGCAAAGCAGCUCAGGAAGACAAAGCCGGGAACUAUGAGGAAGCACUUCAACUCUACCAACAUGCCGUUCAGUAUUUUCUUCAUGUAGUUAAAUAUGAAGCGCAGGGCGAUAAAGCCAAGCAGAGUAUCAGGGCAAAGUGUACAGAAUAUCUCGAUAGAGCAGAAAAACUAAAGGAGUACCUGAAAAAGAAAGAGAAAAAUCCACAGAAACCAGUGAAAGAGGGACAGCCGAGUCCAGCUGACGAGAAGGGGAAUGACAGUGAUGGGGAAGGAGAAUCUGAUGAUCCUGAAAAAAAGAAACUACAGAAUCAACUUCAAGGUGCCAUUGUUAUAGAGCGACCAAAUGUGAAAUGGAGUGAUGUUGCUGGUCUCGAAGGAGCCAAAGAGGCACUUAAAGAGGCUGUGAUACUGCCUAUUAAAUUCCCUCAUCUUUUUACAGGCAAGAGAACACCUUGGAGGGGAAUUCUGUUAUUUGGGCCACCUGGAACAGGAAAGUCCUAUUUAGCCAAAGCUGUAGCAACAGAAGCAAACAACUCAACGUUUUUUUCAAUAUCUUCCUCUGACCUUGUCUCUAAGUGGCUAGGUGAAAGUGAAAAGCUAGUUAAGAACUUAUUCCAACUUGCUAGAGAGAACAAACCUUCCAUUAUCUUCAUUGAUGAAAUUGAUUCCCUGUGCGGCUCAAGAAGUGAAAAUGAAAGCGAAGCCGCCCGUAGAAUUAAGACGGAGUUCCUAGUUCAAAUGCAAGGCGUUGGUGUAGACAAUGAUGGAAUUUUGGUUCUGGGAGCUACAAAUAUACCGUGGGUUCUGGAUUCUGCCAUUAGAAGAAGAUUUGAGAAGCGAAUUUAUAUUCCUUUGCCUGAGGCCCAUGCCCGAGCAGCAAUGUUUAAAUUGCACCUGGGGACUACUCAGAACAGUCUCACAGAAACAGACUUCCGGGAACUCGGGAAGAAAACGGAUGGUUAUUCGGGGGCGGACAUAAGUAUCAUUGUGCGCGAUGCACUUAUGCAGCCUGUUCGAAAAGUGCAAUCAGCCACUCAUUUUAAAAAGGUGCGCGGACCUUCACGAGCUGAUCCCAACAAGAUAGUAGAUGAUCUGCUAACACCCUGUUCUCCUGGUGACCCUGGUGCCAUUGAAAUGACAUGGAUGGAUGUCCCUGGGGAUAAACUUUUGGAGCCAGUUGUUUGCAUGUCGGAUAUGUUACGGUCACUGUCUAACACAAAACCCACAGUCAAUGAACAUGACUUGUUGAAGUUAAAGAAGUUUACAGAAGAUUUUGGCCAAGAAGGCUAAACCAAAGACAAAGAAGAAGACAUUUACCAUGUGUGUUCUUUCUUUCAUAGGUACUUUUGCCUUUCUUGGAUGGCAUUCAGAUUAUUUCCAGUAAAACUCUUUUCCCACAGGGAAAUACAGAUCUCACUCCAGAGUUCCUUUAAUCUUAUCCAUAUUUUUGUUCCCUUACCAGUUAAAUGCUCCUGUUAACAAAAAUUAUAAAAUAAUGGAUAAUAAGGAAAUGAGUGAUAAAUGAAUGGCAAAAAAUAGGAAUUACCCAGAAGAGGAUUAACAUUGAUUGAGAUACCAAUAUUUAGAAUUGGUGGUAUUUGCAAAGAGCAUUUCUCUUUUUUUAUAUUCUUUAUCUUUUUUUCUUUUUAACCAAAAAUGAAACAGGCCUUAUUUUAUAUU